ACAAAACCAGUCGAUGCUCGAUUUCCUCAGUUCUAUUCCGCGCACAUUCCCCCCUCUCUAGCGCCUCCGCCUUCAAUCCGUGUUUUGUCCGAUCCGGUCUGUCGGCGUCUUUUCCGAAAAGUGACUCUCUUUGUACUUUGACUGACGCGAGCUUCAACCCGAUGCAAUUGCUUUUCCUUCUACUUUUCACACCUUAUACGAUCGUUGGAGAAAGCCCUGAUUUCUGCCCCCAACAUCCAGUUUAUGGCAAGGAACCCGAAGAGGACUGUGCUCAAGCUUCUGAUCCAAAUGAGCUUCCAAAGUCUCCACUGGAAAAAUGGUUUACAAAACAAAUGUUUGAGGACUUAUUUCCAAAGUCAAAUAUUGGAAUGGGACCUCAUCCGUGCUUACCGUACUCAUAUGAAUCUUUUAUAAUGGCUGCUCGAUACUUUCCCGAGUUUGGAGCAGCACAUCCAAAUAAACAAUUCAAAGCUGAUGAGCAUCAUAAGAGAGAUGUAGCUACAUUUUUUGCACACGCUUUGCAGGAGACUGGUGAAAAUGAUGCAAGUGUUUAUAAUAAUACCGAUCUAACACUUGAACAAGCUCACGAGUGCUUCUAUCGUGGCGGAUUCUAUAAUUGGUUUGAACGUGGACCAAACUCUACAUUCCUUUCUCCAGCAGCUCCAGGAUUCUCUCCAUUUGAUGGUAAAAGAUGUACUGACGAGGGAAGAUACUGCAAGUCGGAUCCGAUUAUUGAUUUUUGGUAUCCAUGUAACUCAGAUAUCGAAUCACAUUCUGACAAAGAAUAUCAUAAAGGAUGUUAUUUCGGACGAGGUGCUCUCCAACUUUCCUGGAACUACAACUAUGGGCUUUUCCAACAGUUUCUGCUCACAAAAGGGGUGAAAGUUGAUCUAAUUGAGAAUCCAAAUCUAGUUAUGACAAAAAUGGAUCCACCACUUGCAAUGAUGGCAUCUUUGUGGUUUUAUAUGACUCCUCAACCACCAAAACCUUCAAUGCAUCAAAUAGUAACCGGCGACUGGAAACCGUCUUCAAAGAAUCGGAGAGCCGGAUAUCAAGGAGCUAUUUUUGGGCCAACCAGUCUUAUAAUCAAUAAUGAAUGUGGUGGUGAAGAUCCAGAUGAGCCUGGAGGUCCCGGAGAAUCUCGAAGAAUAAAAGCAUUCAAAUGGUUCUGUAAAUACUUCAAAGUUCCAGUUGGCUCCGAGAGAACACUUAGCUGUAAAGGAAUGCUGGACGGAUUCGACGCUGUUCAACACAUGUACUCUUGGCAUCCAGAUUGGGGGAAUAUGUGGAAAUCUCAAUCGUGUGAUUGUGCUCCGGCUCCAUAUGGUGGUCCACUUCCAUACUACGAUCCGAAACUGUAUCCACACGAAUUUACAAAACAAAACGAUCGAAAUCGUUUGCGAUGUGUCUACAGUAUGUACGAAAGCCCAGAGACAUUCCGACUUGAUGCUGGAAACUCGCCUUGCUUGAAGCAUAAACCGAAAAUUCGCUUGACCAAAACUGGAAUAAGGGGAUAGUGGUCGCCAAAAUCUCGAAUAUUUGAUUUCUAUGAAAUGCUCUUUAACUUAUGCAUAAACUUAUUCACGUUU
Caenorhabditis elegans is the source of this 1589-nucleotide messenger RNA. RefSeq names its product Glycoside hydrolase family 19 catalytic domain-containing protein (gene cht-6). Lineage: Eukaryota; Metazoa; Nematoda; Chromadorea; Rhabditida; Rhabditidae. Gene Ontology annotation, molecular function: chitinase activity. The record is from RefSeq and is marked reviewed. Gene Ontology annotation, biological process: chitin catabolic process; cell wall macromolecule catabolic process. The transcript is spliced from 5 exons. The coding region runs from base 162 to 1517 and encodes 451 amino acids.